Messenger RNA from Myxocyprinus asiaticus (Chinese sucker), 2644 nucleotides. Its product is annotated as ras association domain-containing protein 6-like. The record is from RefSeq and is a predicted model, not a curated record. The transcript has 11 exons. Bases 1357 to 2385 code for a protein of 342 amino acids. Gene Ontology annotation, biological process: signal transduction. Lineage: Eukaryota; Metazoa; Chordata; Actinopteri; Cypriniformes; Catostomidae.
GAUACCUGAAAAUAAUGAGGGAACAAGAUGCUGCAUCAGAAGCUGACUCUAUGGGAGCACCCCCCAGGGGGCGUUGACUUUGAAACUCUAUUACAGGGUUGCUCAUUACGUCGAUCGUGGUCGACAACCACUGGUCGAUCUUGUUAACAGGUCAAAUGGUAAAGGGAGUAGCGAGGAACUACUCAAAUAACGAAAUUCUUAAAGAUCACUUUUUAUUUCCUAAUUUCUGCUCCAAUGCAGGUGGAUUUACAAAAUGUAGGAUGGCAGGAGAAGACUCAUUCAUAUUUAUGAGGAAAGCUUUACCUUAUUGGUUAUGGACACAAUUAGGGGUAGGGCUAUUGUUUCUCCAAUCAGGUAGCGCUUUCCUGAUAAAAUUACUGAAUCGUUCAAUCAGGUAUCAAUUUCCUCAUGAUUGUAAAUGACUUUUCCCCUGCCAUCCUACCUUUCGGAAACUCGGAUGCUGUCAUGCUGAUAAUAUAGUUUGUAAUAAAAAUGUUGUAUGAAUUAAAAAAAAAAAAAAAAACAAAGAAAUCUAAAUAGAAGGAUUUUUAGUGUGGCCUCAGACCUUGACCACACUGUAUACCUUGUCACUGUACACCACACAAUACAUGCAAAUUAUUAUUUUUCAUUCAAUUUCCUGAUGUUUGUGUGUGUGUGUGUGUGUGUGUGUGUGUGUGUGUGUGUGUGUGUGUGUGUGUGUGUUAGAAAUAUAAAGUUUCUCUUAAAACAAGACAAAAUAUCUUGUCAUUUUGCUUCGCAAACAUAUUUUUUAGAUAUUUUUCACGAUAUUUUUUUACUGGAAAUCAAGACAAAAAUAGUGAAAAAAUGUUUGUUUUUUCAGAGCAUAGACUAUAUGUAGCUUUGUGAGUUAUUUUGAAUGCUGUAGUUGUUUUUUUAAAGCAUAGAAUGUCAAAACAAUCAAUGUACAAUAGGUGUUCAUAUAGACAGCACUUCAUUAGAUACAUUUCUAAUAAACCUUAAACCUUGAACAAAAAUAUCUUCACAUCAUUUAGGGAAUUCAACAAUUCAAUGCUGACGUCUAAGCAUUUUAAAUUUUAUUUGCGUCAUUUACCUAUCAUAAAAAAAAUCCUUCCUCUUCUGAUGAGACAUUUGAGCCGAGAGAUUCAUACCUAUGGGUGUGUUUAUGCAUUGAUUGCAUUGCUAAGUAUUCCCAGAAUGCACUGUGCAGAGGUGAGUUGGAUCAAAUUACAGCACAACAGUGUCACAAGUACCAGGAAAACACCUGACAGGGAUGCAUCCUCUUCAUUAUGUCCCUAUUAUCUGACCAGACACUGCUGUAGUUGCAGCUCGGGAAGAGAUAUGUGAUCCAUUCCUGUAUUGGGUUGGUUUUUUGAAAUGAAUGCAGGCCAGUCCACAUGUGUUGUUGAAAUUGGUGAGGGAAAGUCCUGUUCCAGGGCUGAAUUUUCCUCUUUAUUGAACACCUACAACUGCUUUCUUAAUGACAAAACACACCUAAAGCUCAAUGUCUGUGAGAAUGCAGGUCAGGUGACAUUUGAAGGCAUCCUGGUCAUUUCCUGGGGAGUAAAGAGACCCAUUCGGCUAAAAAUACAAGAUGAGAAACAGAUUUUUCCAAAUGAGUCUCCAGUCAAGUCACCAGAUCCCAUCAGUCCACUUGGAAGCAAGAGGGGUAUGACACGCUGGGGAGAAUUUGAUGAUCUUCAUCAUAUUGAUGAACUGGAAGAAGUUAUUCAGGAUGGAUCAAAGAAACCUGACAAUCCCACUGAAGAAUACACUGAAUAUGAGAGCAAGACUUUAAGACUUCCUCGUCCAAAGUCAAUCAGUGGCGAAAGUUCAAAUCUGUUCCGAACCAUGAGUGAUGCCUCGCUGGUGAAGAUGAGAGUGAAGAGCAAGAAGACGGUAGAACGACAGAAGAACAGAAACCAUCGCUUCUCCAUCAACGGACACUUCUACAACCACAUGACAUCCAUUUUCACACCAUCAUAUGGAGCAACCACAAAUGUCCACAUCAACAGCAAGAUGACAACACACAAAGUUAUUACACAGCUGCUUCACAAAUUUAAAAUAGAAAACAGUCCAAAUGAAUUUGCCCUCUACUGUAUUCAUCAAAGCGGAGAGAAAAAAAGGCUGAGUAGUUCAGAUCUGCCAUUGUGGGAGCGUCUUCUUCAGGGACCAUCAAACAGAAUUAUGAAAAUGUUCCUCAUGGAUGCAGAUGAACAGGAAAUUAGUCUUGAUGUGGCUCAAUACCUCAAUUUAGAGCUUCCCAUUUUGAGGGUAAUUCUGCAGAAGCUGGAAGAGCAAGAGAACCAAGAACUACAAAGAAUAAUAUCAAAGUACGAACAUCAACGCAAUCUCUUAUUGCAAUGCUUAAAUAAAAAGUUUAUUAAGACUGAGACUACAGUAUAAAUGAAGACUUAAGAGAGAUUGUAGCAACUUGAGACUUGUUUUCCACUUGGCGUCAUCCACAGAAUAAAAGAGAAAAAUCACUGGAAUGAUUUCAGGACUUACAAGAGGAAUCAUUUUGAGAUGUUGAGAAGCACAUGUAGGAAAACACUGUUUUACUGUUAUAGUUGUGCUUAUAAUGUAAAUAAUGUAAAAUAGUUUCCACAUCAGUGUAAUUACAAUAUUUAUCAUGUGUCAAACCAAAUAAAAUACUGCUAUUUGA